This is a messenger RNA of Symbiodinium pilosum, 994 nucleotides long. The record is from the annotation of a GenBank genome assembly. Lineage: Eukaryota; Dinophyceae; Suessiales; Symbiodiniaceae.
GUUGAUCGCGUACCGUCGCGACAACGAGGAGAUCAACGACUACGAAGUCCCGGCCCGGUUCCGGGCCUUGGUCCGGAAGAUGGAGAAGGCUCUUCAAGCAGUUGGGUCCGAAGGCAAGGUCCCUCAGGAAGUUUACGGCUGGUUCUUGCUGAACAUCUUCAUGCGACUCGAGGCCUCGGACACGGCAAACGUUCGGGGCACGGCCAAGAGUGACAAGCUUGAGGAUGUGAUGUCCGCCCUGCGCGCAAUGUGGUCAGGAGCAAGCUUGGCUCAGCGAGAUGCGGAUGGCGAGCUCUUCGACGACGAGGAGACCACGGACAUGGAAGAGGCAGCCACUUGGUAUCAAGAGGAAGCACGCCGUGCCUUGGACAAGGCCAAGACGGCUCGAGGCUACUAUCCCGUACAGAAUCCGAAUGGAGGCAAAGGCUCCUACGGUGCGGCAAGAAAGGGCACAUCGCACGGAUAUGCCCCCAAAGACCUUCAUACGGCGCCAAUGGGCUCCACAACUGCGGAGACCGUCCCCGCGGAUGCAGGAGUGUGUCUCGCAACCUGGACGACCAGUGAGCAGGCCGGGCUUGGCACAGAGGCGACCAGGACUGGGCUUGUGCAAGCCCACAUGGUGGAGGGCGGCACACCCUUUCUCCUUUCGUCGAAGUUCCUGUGCGACAUGGAUGCCACGAUCAACUUUCGAUCUGGAAUAGCCAUCUUCAAGCGGUUGUCAGAUCAGCAGUUUCGGCUGGAGCGAAGUCCCAGCAACCACCUCUUGCUGCCCUUGACAGCCUUUGCAGGUCGUGAAGAUGUACUGAGCCAGAUCUGGGUCACAGCGCAUGAUGAAACUGUAGCCGAGCUGAGCAAAGCUCAGCUUGAAGCCGGUGAAGAUCAGAGCACUAGUGAUAGCUUCAAGGGGAUCCGCUCACGAAGCCCAAGGCAGAUGCUCAAGGCUAGGGACAGCUCCACCAGGACCCUAAUGGACGUCCUGAAGAGCAGGAUGUAG